AUGGCCGCGCUGGCGGCGGACGGCGGCGACGCGCACGGCGGCGAGCGGCGCGUGGCCGUGGUGGGUGGCGGCGUCAGUGGCCUGUUCUGCGCAUCCACCCUUUCUGCGUAUGGCUACAACGUGUCCCUUUUUGAUAUGGGAAAGACAACACCGGGCGGACGCAUGACCACCCGCCGCACGUCCUGGAAGUCCCUGCAGUUCGACCACGGCUGCCAGUUUGUGCGGGCAGUGUCAGCUGAGUUCAGGGCGGUGGUUGACAGCUGGGUGGACGCAGGCGUGGCGACGCCCUGGGGCGGCAGGGUGGGGGAGCUGUGCGCGACGACCGGGAAGUUCACGCCCCGGGAGGAGCUGGCGGGCAGCGGCGAGGGCGGCAGCGGCGGCGGCGCCCGGCAGCCAGCGGGGUGA
This is a messenger RNA of Monoraphidium neglectum, 405 nucleotides long. RefSeq lists its product as hypothetical. The record is from RefSeq and is a predicted model, not a curated record. The transcript has 3 exons. Bases 1 to 405 code for a protein of 134 amino acids. Lineage: Eukaryota; Viridiplantae; Chlorophyta; Chlorophyceae; Sphaeropleales; Selenastraceae.